UCUCUUUCCGCUGUCUCUUCCCUCUCCCUCACUCUCUCUAGAACCAGCCAUGGACGACUCGCCCUCACCAUCCGAACCCUCGCCGGAGCUCGAUCUCGAAAACCUCAGGGCCCUUAAAGUCUUAGGCAAGGGAGCAAUGGGCACCGUUUUCUUAGUCCACGACCCGUCAUCCGACCCCUCCGCCCGCCUCCCGUUCGCUCUCAAAGUCGUCGACAAGUCCGCCCUCAGCUCCAAGCUAGACGCCGAGCGCCGCGCCCGUUGGGAAAUCCAGGUCCUGACCAGACUAUCCAGCCCGAACCCACACCCGUUUCUACCCUCCAUCAUGGGGUCGUUCGAGUCCGACGAGUUCAUGGGAUGGGCUGUCCCUUACUGCCCCGGCGGCGACCUCAACGUACUCCGAUACCGCCAAAACGACCACGUUUUCUCCCCCGCCGUGAUCCGAUUUUACUUGGCGGAGAUCGUCUGCGCGCUCGACCACCUCCAUAGCAUGGGGAUCGCCUACCGAGAUUUAAAGCCCGAAAAUGUACUCAUCCAACAGUCCGGUCACGUGACACUCACGGACUUCGACCUCUCGAUAAGCCUCAAGCACCGGACCGUCAAACCAAACGACGCCGUUUCGGAAAUCGAAGCCCCGGAGGUCCGCCGCAAACACCGGCGGAACCUGACACGUUGGAUCACAAUUAUAAACGACAAUCACAAGAACGGCGGCGGUGGGAAGGGGCUGAAGAAGGCCAAGUCGGCCCGAGUCAGCCCGGUGAGUCGACGGAAGCCGAGUUUCUCGGACGGUGAGCGAGCGAACUCGUUUGUCGGGACGGAGGAGUACGUGUCCCCCGAGGUAGUGCGCGGGGAGGGCCACGAGUUCGCCGUGGACUGGUGGGCCUUAGGAAUUCUAACUUACGAGGCGUUGUACGGUACGACGCCUUUCAAGGGGAAGAACCGGAAGGAGACGUUUCGGAACAUCCUGACGAAGACACCGGAGUUUAUCGGGAAGCGGACUGCUCUAACGGACUUGAUCGAUCGGCUGCUAAACAAGGACCCCACAAAGCGGUUGGGGUACCACCGGGGCGCGUGCGAGAUCAAGGAGCAUGAGUUCUUUCGCGGGGUCCGGUGGGACCUGCUGACGGAGGUUUUGCGGCCACCGUGCAUUCCGUCGCGGGAGGAUGGUGAUUUAACGGAGAAAGCCACGGCUCGAGGGGGAGUCAGCGUGAGGGAGUAUUUUCAAAAGUUACGGUCUCCGCCGUCGAUGCCGCCGUCGCCGGAUUACCAACUGACCGAGUUCUGACGCACGUGUGGGAGUUGGUAUGCAUGUGUAAGGAGAAAUACAUGCAGAAGUAAGUAACAAAAAAAGUGUAUCCUCUGUAUAUAAUAACGGUAGAUGGGCUGUAACCUUAAAUAGUAAUAGACGAUAGUUAGCAAUAGAAUUGUAAGAUAUACGAAUUCAAAACGGUGUAUAACCUUAUUUUCCGGGGUAUUUUUUACUCGCACCAAGGCGGCGGUUGUUUGCCACGCUCUAAAUUUUUGUUGUUGUAGAAGUGUAAUGAAUAAAAUCUCAUUAAUCCGUCUUAAUUAA
Pyrus x bretschneideri (Chinese white pear) is the source of this 1570-nucleotide messenger RNA. RefSeq names its product serine/threonine-protein kinase UCN. Bases 50 to 1282 code for a protein of 410 amino acids. Lineage: Eukaryota; Viridiplantae; Streptophyta; Magnoliopsida; Rosales; Rosaceae. Gene Ontology annotation, biological process: protein phosphorylation. The transcript has a single exon. Gene Ontology annotation, cellular component: plasma membrane; cytoplasm; nucleus. Gene Ontology annotation, molecular function: ATP binding; protein serine/threonine kinase activity. The record is from RefSeq and is a predicted model, not a curated record.